AUGACCAAGCAAAAAGUCAGCGUCCGCGUCGAAGACACUAAUGCAGUCGACGAACCAGUUGUAGUAUCCUUCCCUUCUGGUUUACCAGAGUCGAUACAUAGCGGAGGUUCAGACAAUGUGGCGCCGAAAUUCUCCUGGCAGAAAAAAUAUGAGAAGUUAUCCUCCAGUCGCAAGAUUGUCGGAAAAGAUAAGCACUGCAUAUACACUGCAUCAGCGAAAGGAUCUCUGUUUGACGAUCGUCGCACGAAACUUUGCGUGGGAGUAUACGACAAAAAGAAAGGAGUUCUUGUGCUUAAGCAAGCGGCAACAAAAGGGACCGUCUUUGCUUUGGAGCAAACAGUUCCAUCUUACUUGGAGCACAAUAAAGUAAUCAAAACACGCACCAUCGAGGAUGUUCUUUCAUAUGGAACAAAUGUUUACGAAGAUUUUGGAAGCUCCAAAAAGCGCAAGGUUCUGAGGUCUCAAGCUGCUAACAGGGUUGAAAUCGAUCAUGUGUUUGGUGCAGGUCAAGGCAGUGCAGUUGUUGACAAGGUCAUGAAGGGUGAAGCGAUGAGUGAGAGCAACAGAAAAGCAGUCGAAGCAAGCAAGAAGGGGGACAAAGAUCAUAAUCUGGCUCAAGAAAUUGCUUUUGAAACCCUUCGUCGCAACUUUCUUCCUCCUUACAAUGAGCUUGCUGUGAAACCGAACAAAGUGUAUGAGGCAAAGGAAAUUGCCGGUGAAACGGCAUGGUCGAAAAUCUAUAACACGGUGCACUACUGCACUCACCAAGCGGAUGUUACCAGUGCUAUCGAAGAGUGCCUUGGGGACAAGGAAAAAGCAUGGCACGACUGUACACUGAAACUCGUCCGAGAGAUUACACCAGAUUCAAACAAUGCUGGGCAUAGAUACGCAUGCACCAUUCUAUUGAAUCACCUUAUCAACUUUUUUAUUGCAAACAAUAGAAGAAAAUCUAUUGCUCCAAUCGACGAAAAGAGCUCCUCGCACUUUGGCAUCCCCAAUGAAGUUGCAUCGAAGUUCCUGGAGCUUUUCACAACUGAAAUGCAAAAUAAGAGUGGCAAAUUUUCGUACGCAAUGUCCAAGACAGACAAAGACAAGUGUAUUGUCCACGCACUUGUACUUUACAUGAUCGCCCAUGGACCAUCAAUGAAAAUUGGCAAUGUGAAAAAGAUUGCAGACGACAUGAAAGUUCCUCUCAACGACUGCGGUAACAUGUUACGGCUAGCUGGUUGCACAGUUGCAAAGAAGGGUCCGAUAAUGAGUGCUAUAUUGAAGACACCGUUGACCUUCCCACCACCGAAGCGUGGCGGUCCUCGUGGACGAUAA
This is a messenger RNA of Cylindrotheca closterium, 1323 nucleotides long. The record is from the annotation of a GenBank genome assembly. Lineage: Eukaryota; Bacillariophyta; Bacillariophyceae; Bacillariales; Bacillariaceae.